AUGAAGAUGAAGGUGAUGGGUAAGAAGAGUAAACGGGUUUUCUUCUUAUGGUGGUUUGGAAUGACUGUGCAGCUCUGUUUCUUGCUUGGUGCCUGUUCCGAGAAGACAUCAUUUAGAAGAGGUUUAAGGGAAAUCAACAGCCUGGAACCAACACCUUCUUUUUCUGAAGUCAAGCUGAAUACAGAAAAUCAUCAGCAGGUGAUGCUAUUGGUUGUUGACAAUGGCAUUGUUACCGUCAUUUUGUCAAGACCUGAGGGCUACGUCCUUGGAAUAUCAUAUAAUGGAAUUGACAAUAUACUUGAAGCUGAAAACGAAGAACAAGAUAGAGGGUACUUGGACGUUGUAUGGAAUGAACCAGGAAAAUCUAGUAAUUUUCAGAGAAUCCAUGGAACAAAUUUUUCGGUUAUAGCAGCUGACGGGAAUCUGGUGGAGGUCUCAUUUUUAAGAACGUGGACAUAUUCCAUGAGUGGCUCCAAUGUCCCCAUAAACAUAGACAUAAGAUAUAUUUUUCGAAGUGGUGAUUCAGGAUUUUAUUCCUACGCAAUAUUUGAUCGUCCUGAAGGAUUUCCGGCGGUGCAGGUUGAUCAAAUUAGGAUUGUUUUCAAACUCAAGAAAGACAGGUUCAACUAUAUGGCUGUAUCAGAUAACAAGCAAAGAAGCAUGCCAACGAUGAGAGAUAGAGAAACAGGUCAAAUUCUGGCUUACCCUGAAGCAGUUCUUCUAACCAGACCAAUUAACCCAGAAUUUAGAGGAGAGGUGGAUGACAAGUACCAAUACUCAUGUGAGAACACAGACAACACUGUUCAUGGAUGGAUUAGUCUUGAUCCUGAUGCACCCGUGGGUUUCUGGAUGAUAACACCUAGUAAUGAGUUUCGCAAUGCUGGGCCCAUCAAGCAAGACCUUACUUCUCAUGUUGGCCCCUUCACCCUCUCGAUGUUUGUGAGCACCCACUAUGCUGGCAAGGAGGUAACCAUGGCAUUUCAAGAAGGUGAGACUUAUAAAAAGGUUUUUGGUCCUGUAUUUGUCUACGUUAACUCUGCUUCAAGCAACGAGGAUUCACUAUCCCUCUGGUCUGAUGCUGUUCAGCAGCUAUCCAAGGAAGUUAAAAGCUGGCCUUACGAUUUUCCUCGAUCAGAAGAUUACCUUCCACCCAAUCAACGAGGAACAGUAUUUGGAAGAUUACUAGUCCAAGAUUGGUACAUCAGGGAAGGAAGAUUUCAAUAUGCUAAUAAUGCUUAUAUUGGUUUAGCUUUGCCUGGAGAUGCAGGGUCAUGGCAGAAAGAAAGUAAGGGCUAUCAAUUCUGGACUCGAGCUGACACCAAGGGAUACUUCGUAAUAAAAAAUAUUGUGCCAGGUGAUUAUAAUCUGUAUGCUUGGGUUCCUGGCUUCAUUGGAGAUUACAGAUAUAAUGCUACAAUUACCAUCACACCAGGAAGAGUCAUCAAAUUGGACUCACUUGUAUAUAGUCCUCCAAGAAGUGGACCUACCCUUUGGGAAAUUGGGAUCCCAGAUCGCUCCGCUGCAGAAUUCUAUGUACCAGACCCUUACCCCACGCUCAUGAACAAAUUAUACAACGAACAGCGCAGAGACAAGUAUAGGCAAUACGGGUUGUGGGAACGUUAUGCUGAUUUAUAUCCAAAUGAUGAUCUAGUGUACACUAUUGGUGUCAACAAGUAUAAUAAGGAUUGGUUUUUUGCUCAUGUUACUAGAAACUUAGGAAAUAAGACAUACCAACCAACGACAUGGCAGAUUAUAUUUGACAAUCCAACUGACAUAUUGGGAGGAAACUACACACUACAAUUGGCCUUGGCAUGUGCUGCUGAUGCUAACCUGCAGGUUCGGUUCAAUGACCCUAGCGCUUAUCCACCCCACUUUGCAACAGGGUCCAUAGGUGGAGACAAUGCCAUAGCAAGGCAUGGCAUCCAUGGAUUGCAUUGGCUAUUCAGCAUUGAUGUACCAGGUGAACGUUUUGUGAAAGGAAAGAACACCAUCUAUCUGAGGCAAUCGAGAGCUAUAAAUCCUUUCCAAGGAGUUAUGUAUGAUUAUAUCCGUUUAGAACAACCACCAGCUCCAACGACUUGAUUGUGUCCAACUUCUGGUUGACACAGUAAAUAGGCUUGUAAUUAGACUUGGUGCUUUGCAAUUAUUAAUUCUUUCAUCUUAUAGUU
This is a messenger RNA of Gastrolobium bilobum, 2168 nucleotides long. Its product is annotated as probable rhamnogalacturonate lyase C. Gene Ontology annotation, molecular function: carbohydrate binding; catalytic activity. Gene Ontology annotation, biological process: carbohydrate metabolic process. The transcript has 16 exons. Lineage: Eukaryota; Viridiplantae; Streptophyta; Magnoliopsida; Fabales; Fabaceae. Bases 1 to 2082 code for a protein of 693 amino acids. The record is from RefSeq and is a predicted model, not a curated record.